This is a messenger RNA of Myxocyprinus asiaticus (Chinese sucker), 2006 nucleotides long. RefSeq names its product hydroxysteroid (17-beta) dehydrogenase 14 (gene hsd17b14). Gene Ontology annotation, molecular function: estradiol 17-beta-dehydrogenase [NAD(P)+] activity. Lineage: Eukaryota; Metazoa; Chordata; Actinopteri; Cypriniformes; Catostomidae. Gene Ontology annotation, biological process: steroid catabolic process. The record is from RefSeq and is a predicted model, not a curated record. Bases 178 to 975 code for a protein of 265 amino acids. The transcript is spliced from 9 exons. Gene Ontology annotation, cellular component: cytosol.
CCACGUGAUGUAUCUAUUGGCAGACCCGUGAUUUUCGAUGCCACUUCUCUGUCUUGUGAUUUCAUCUUGAUAGAAAACUCUUACUCGAGCAGACGCGCUCAGUCCUUUGCAGAAACAGGGAAUUAUUUCAAACUGACAUUAACAUAUGUUUAUACGUGAAAGCAUAGCAGAACUACAAUGGCUUGUACUAUGCGCUAUCUAAACAAAGUUGUCAUCGUCACUGGUGGCUCUAAAGGCAUUGGAAGAGGCAUCGUGAAAGUAUUUGUGGAGAACGGGGCCAAAGUUGUGUUCUGCGCGCGAGGUGCGGAAGCUGGUCAGUCUCUCGAGUCUACGCUGAAUAAGGAAGGGCCGGGAUCAUGCUUGUUUGUAUCUUGUGACAUGUCUAAAGAUGAUGACAUCAGACGAUUAAUCAAUGUAACAGUUGAGAGGUUUGGACAAAUAGACUGUUUGGUGAACAACGCUGGGUGGCACCCCCCUCACAAGUCCACAGAUGAAACCACUGCAGAAGAGUUCAGAGAUCUGCUUAAUCUGAACCUCAUAAGUUACUUCCUUGCAUCUAAGUAUGCCCUACCCUACUUGCGCAAAACGCAAGGAAACAUCAUCAAUUUGUCCAGUCUGGUCGCUUCUAUAGGUCAGAAAGAUGCUGCUCCCUAUGUGGCAACCAAGGGGGCGAUCAUUGCCAUAACUAAAGCAAUGGCUGUGGAUGAGAGUCGGUAUCAAGUGCGAGUCAACUGCAUCUCUCCAGGCAAUGUGAUGACACCUCUUUGGGAAGAGCUUGCUAGCAAAACUGAAAACUCUUCUGUCACUAUUAAGGAGGGAGAAAAUGCACAGCUGAUUGGUCGAAUGGGCACAGAGGCUGAAUGUGGAUUGGCUGCCCUCUUCCUGGCAGCUGAUGCCACUUUCUGUACAGGGAUUGAUUUGUUUCUGAGUGGAGGGGCCGAACUUAACUACGGCUUCAAAAGCCAGAUUCAAUAACUGAACAAUGAUGAAAAAGUUUUUGAAAUGAUAAAAUAUGGUUUCAUUCCUGCUCUUAAGCUUUUUUAAAGGAAUAUUCCCAGUUUAAUACAAGCUAAUCGACAGCAUUUGUGACAUAAUGUUGAUUACCACAAAAAAUUAUUCUGACCUGUCUCUCCUUUUCUAUAAAAAAAAAAAAAAGCUAAAAUGAAAGUGAAUGGGGCCAAUUUUUGGAGGGUUUAAAGGCAGAAAUGUGAAAGGAGGGCCAAGUGGUAAUCAGUGUUAUGCGACUAAUGCUGUUGAUUGAGCUUAACUUGUAGUGAACCUGGAAUGUUCCUUUAAUGCUUACCUUACAGUGCUGCAAUUAAAUGCUGAUAUUUGCAGUCUCUGCACAAAUUAAGAAGUGUUAACUGGUCUGUAGAACCAAACUUUUUUCUAAAUAAUUGCACAAUUUCAAAUCAUAGAAAACAGGAGUAAAUAAACGAGUCCAUCAAAAGUUGCACACUUUGAAACAAACACAUAGGCCAAAAACUCAGUUAAUCAGUUACGAAUCAGUAAAAAGCACAUAGCUUGCUAUCCUCAAAUUCCUAUUGAUUUAUACCUGUGUUAUAUCAAGGCAUCCAUUAUUACAAUUUUACUGAAGAAAGUAUGAGAAUUUAGGUUAAAAAAAGUUUUUUUUAAUUUUUUUUAUGUUACUUGUAGCACUUUUACACUGACCCAUGUUAAAUAGUGUAUUGGUUGAUGAAUGUAAAGCUGACUACAAUGUUUUGACAAUGGAAGUGAAAGACAUUGCCUAUGAUUUACAGUAGAUAGUCAAUAGGAAGUUUGUGAGGUAUCCAUGAAAUCUGAUUUAAAAUUCUGUCUUUUGCAUUUUUGAAGAUAAAGUGAGAUAAUACUUAAGACAUUUUACAGUAUAAAAGGGACCUGAACAAUUUGCACUGUGAAUUACUGUGCCAUGACUGUUCUGUUGUUUACAUGUAAUCACACCCUUUUGCAUGGCUACAGACAUGCAGGCCAGUUUGUUACACAAUAAUAAAAUUUUAACUCUGUUG